AUGUAUUUUGCUUCACCUUUAAAGGGCAGGCUCCCGCCGUCGCAUUUGUUUCGCAAAUCUGCUCCAUCGCACACAACGCUUAAAUGCCUCGGAAAAUCGGCGAUUUCGUUUCGGAAAUGGAGGAAUAUAUCGAAAGUCCAUGGAUUCGUCUCGAUGCCAAUUUCCAGCCUUCUCGAAGCGCCACCGGCCGGCUUACGUCGGACAUUAAGCAGUUUCGAGCAGAUUCGCAAUGAGUUGCGCAACGUGUUCCGCUCAAAACAUCGAAGAAGCAUUCAAGAAGUCGCCAUCGUCAUCGGCAAAUCCACAAUUCGGCCAGUGCUAACCUACAGAAUUCCGCUGGAAAUUUGCGAGUCUGACGAUUCGACGAACGAGAAUUGCGGCGACACUUGCGGUGAAUUGAAUGACGUCGAACGCCGGAGAAUCAAUCGCGAUCUGUUUUUGCUCUCCCAAAACGUCGACAAACAAGAAAAACACUGUCGCGAGCGGAAUAAUCGAAUGUUUAUUUAUAUACUCGGCUCCGACGGAAUGGUGGGAGAAGAAAUGGAAGAAGAUGAUCCGGUGUUCGAAAAGGCGCCAAUUCGCCACUACACGUUCGCCCAUCAAAAAUGUAAUUGCGAGAAGAAGUGGAAUCCAUCGACGAGCGGCCAACGCUGGCUCCGCAUCACACCAUUCGUCGUUCACGGCAAAGAAUAA
Messenger RNA from Caenorhabditis bovis, 693 nucleotides. NCBI's taxonomy places the organism in Eukaryota, Metazoa, Nematoda, Chromadorea, Rhabditida, Rhabditidae. The record is from the annotation of a GenBank genome assembly.